Drosophila ananassae is the source of this 1733-nucleotide messenger RNA. RefSeq lists its product as uncharacterized. Gene Ontology annotation, biological process: sleep; positive regulation of voltage-gated potassium channel activity; regulation of synaptic transmission, cholinergic. NCBI's taxonomy places the organism in Eukaryota, Metazoa, Arthropoda, Insecta, Diptera, Drosophilidae. The record is from RefSeq and is a predicted model, not a curated record. Bases 189 to 764 code for a protein of 191 amino acids. The transcript is spliced from 4 exons.
CAUCCAAUUUCAGUUCACAUUUGCCCAACGGCAGCGGCAGGACCUCUGAAUUUUUCAGUCAGCCCUUAGAGCCCAAAAGCGGAAAACGUACAACGCGCGAGUGUGGAAAAAUAUUUCAAAAAUUUCUCUCAUUUUCCAAGUGAAACGGAGCAAAAUAAAUCAAAUCAAAUAAACAAAUACCAGUGCGAAUGAUGUCGGGAAUUUUAUUGCUUUUGGCCAUAUUGGGAUGCAUUUCAAAUGGCGCGGCCAUCAAAUGCUUCGUCUGCGAUUCGAGCGAUAAUCCCAGCUGCGCCGAUCUGGAUUCCAAUUCCACUAUAGUGCCCGAGGAAUGUACACUGGACAAAAUGAAAUCACUGGACACCUGGCUGUUUGAUUUGAACAAGUUCUCCUACUUCAAGAACGGGGCCAAUAAAAAUCCACUUAUGAAUUGCCAAAAAGUCGUUGCCAAAGAUCCCGAGACCCGAAAAGUGGUUACCGCCAGAUUCUGCCAACUGGACACUGGCGACUCGGAUGCCUGUAAGAUCCUGCGGGACAAACUCAUCCCCGACGCCAAUGAACGGGAACGCGACCAGCAGCAGCGCCAGAUGAAUCAAUACGGUGGAUACGGUGGUCAAGCCCAGAAUCCGGCAGAGAGCGAAGAAACUUCUGCGGCAGAUGCCUUCUUUUGUGAUAUUUGUAAAACAGAUCGUUGCAAUGGAGCGGCGGCCAUAACGCUUUCAAUGGGUGUCCUUUUGGCUCUGAUCCUUUUCCAAUUGGGUUGCUAAAAAGAAAAGGGUAACUGGAGGAUGACCCAAUUGGAGAUUGGGGGUGGUGGUGGUAGCGAUGGUGGCUGCGUUGGUUGCAUUUAGGUUGAGUUACCGUUACCGUUACCGUUUACUUUGUAAAUAUUUGAGCUGAUUCGAACAAGUGUUUCAAUGGCACUCACCCACCCACAAAAUAAAAAGGACACACCACCCUUCCCUUCCUCUUCCCCUCUCCCCCUCUCCCUUCCCCGCCCCUUAAAACCCUCCCAAUAUUCCCUUUAAUCCUAGAAUUGUAAGCAAACAAACAAAACAAAACACACACCCACCCACAGAACGGAAGUCGCUUUGAUUCGAAAACAAAUAUAAAACUUUCAGUUACAGGAUGUGAGUUUAAAUCCUAUAUAUCAAGGAUUCAGACCCUCUGUCAUUAGCUCUUAUUGUAGCUUUAUUAUGUUACUACUAUUAAUAUAUGCAGAUUGUUAUGGAUAAUUGUUAGGAUCGAAUGGGUAUAGGAGUUCACCAAUUGCCUUUGAUUUUCAAGCAAUAUAUAGGAUGGGGAAUAAUGUAAUGUAUCUUAGGCCAUGAGCAAUACGAAAAUAUAAUUUAAAUUCUUUAAAUUGUAAAAGCCACACGCUAAAAACAAUCAACAUAAUGCGAAAAUGCGAAUUUAAAACUAAUUCGAAUGAACUAAUCCAAUAAAUGUUAAUUAAAUGUGCAAUUUAGAAGCUGAGAAUAAAGAUAAAAACUGCAAUAGCAAUAUAGUUAUUAUUUUGUUAGCUGUCGAAAAAGAAACAUCAACGAGAGCUUAAAAAAUGCCUAUAAAAAUAACAAAAGCCACGCCCCCUUUAAGAUACAUAUAGGAAUGUAUUUGCACAUUAUAUCAUGUUUUUGGCGCCGAAAUAAUUUUAGUUCUUAAAUGGAUAUGAAAUUGAUUGAAAAAUUGAAAAGCUACCAAAAAUAAAUGCUGUAUGACAGUGUGACAGUAAAAAA